This is a messenger RNA of Episyrphus balteatus (marmalade hoverfly), 603 nucleotides long. RefSeq lists its product as uncharacterized. The transcript is spliced from 3 exons. The record is from RefSeq and is a predicted model, not a curated record. Bases 118 to 474 code for a protein of 118 amino acids. Lineage: Eukaryota; Metazoa; Arthropoda; Insecta; Diptera; Syrphidae.
GUACUUAGUGGUUUGAUUUUACUGAAGCCGAUAACAACGCGACAGAGGGUUUUUCUGUCGCAAAAUAUUAACUUUUACCAAGUUUAUAUUAUUUUUUUUAAACCUUUAAAUAAAUAAAUGUUUAUUUUACUGCCGGUUGUAAUAUUAGUUUCGAGCGCUUCAACUAUUUGUUUAUUAUCAUAUUGCAAGUCAAGAAACUUGAAAAAACAACAAUCGCAAGUAAAUCAUGUGACUAGAAGAAGAUUAGGCGCUAGACAGCCUGUCCCAUCGAUAUAUAUUGUUCCAACGACAAGUCAAAUAAUGGAAAUGUAUGCCAAUCAAGCAAUCAAUAAUGCUGGGCAAUCAAGAACCACCACCAACGAACAAUUCAAACCACCUCCGGAUUAUGGACAAGUUGUUGUGGAAAUACCACCCACUUAUGAGGAAGCUAUUAAUAUUAAUAGGGCAGGACGGAGUAUAGCUAAUCAAACUUGAAUGGGGGGAUGUGUUGUUCGUAAUCGAUUAAAGUGCCUGAAUGUUAUUUAAAUCUUAAAAUUUAGAUAUCUUUUUUCAAUAAAAUUGCUUGUGUUUAUGAUGAUGCAAUAAAAUAAAAGCCUUGAUCAA